AUGGUCGAACGACUACACCGUCAGUUAAAAGGCGCCAUAAAAUGCCAUGACACGGACAAUUGGGUUGAAACCUUGCCCAUUGUUCUAUUAGGCAUUCGCGCUACAAUGAAAGAAGAUUUAAAGGCAACAGCUGCGGAAAUGUUGUACGGAACUAAAAUUCGUUUGCCAGCAGAUUUUUUCGUACCGACAAAUCAGGAGGCGAAUUCUAGUUUCGUUAAGCGAUUAAAAGACCGGAUAAAAGAUAUAAAACCCCGCCCAGCUUCGUGUCAUAAUAAUAAAACGACAUUUAUAUUUAAAGAAUUAGCAGAAUCACCGUAUGUUUUCUUGCGUUAUGAAGCAGUUAAAAGUUUAUUACAACCUCCAUAUGACGGUCCAUACGAAGUGAUUGAGCGUGGUGAGAAAAAUUUCACAAUUCGUAUUAAUGACAAAAAUGUUAAAGUAUCAAUAGAUCGGUUAAAACCCGCGUUUUUAAUAUCCGGCGAAUUAGAGUCAGAAUCCGACAAUAGCGAAGAAGGCACCGAAUUACAUGUACAAACUCGCACCGAACGGAAUGUAUCACAGCGCGAUGAUAAUUCGAACCGCUUCACGACACGCUCAGGUAGAGUAGUUCGUUUUCCAGUGCGUUUUCAGGCUGGUUUAAAUUAG
This is a messenger RNA of Megachile rotundata (alfalfa leafcutting bee), 645 nucleotides long. RefSeq lists its product as uncharacterized. The record is from RefSeq and is a predicted model, not a curated record. Lineage: Eukaryota; Metazoa; Arthropoda; Insecta; Hymenoptera; Megachilidae. Gene Ontology annotation, molecular function: nucleic acid binding.